AUGGCAUACGCAUACUACUAUGAUCUGCCACCACCCCUAGUGGACAACCUCCAUGAACGUCACCAUCAACAUCAGAGCCUGAUGCAAUAUCUGGCCCGCCGACAUCCCAGGCCAGAGGACCACCCCAACCAACCAGACGUGGAUUUCCGCGACGCUAUCAAGGAGUACUUGGUUGAUGUGGAAGUUCCGGGGAUCAAGAAACCAGAUGAAGUGACAGUCGCUUGGACUGGCUCGCGGUCACUGCUCUUGACGGGCGGUAUCUCGCGCCCUGAUUAUGGAUCGCCCGAAAACGCCGACGUGGAGGAAGAAAAGGACAAGCCGAACGUAGACGGAAUACACCUGCUGGUGGGAGAAAGAAGAAUCGGACCUUUCAGAAGAUAUAUCAACUUCCCAUCAGAUGUUGAGAAUGUCAGCGUGACGCUGGAGGCUGGCUUGUUGAAGAUCAGGGCUCCAAAGAAAGGCUUUUCGGAGAUUGCUGAACCCAAACUCGACGUCAAGCACGCGUGA
Messenger RNA from Exophiala spinifera, 507 nucleotides. RefSeq lists its product as uncharacterized. The coding region runs from base 1 to 507 and encodes 168 amino acids. The transcript has a single exon. The record is from RefSeq and is a predicted model, not a curated record. NCBI's taxonomy places the organism in Eukaryota, Fungi, Ascomycota, Eurotiomycetes, Chaetothyriales, Herpotrichiellaceae.